CUAGUCGCAUUCUUGUUUAAAAUUAAAAAACCGCUCGCGGCGUCUGGUCUCCAACGUGCUCGCUGCGCGUGUUUGCGACAGUUAAUUCAUAAACUUAAAUUAUUCAGUGCCAGCAUGGCGGAGAAUUCCCAGUCUUACACCAAUUGGAGAAAAUCACAAAGAACAGACGCAAAAAUUUUAACUCAUGAGUGCGGAAUAUUCGGAGCAAUUUUCAAUGAAUCCACCGCCGAUUCAGAAGCCGCCCAACUUAUUUUGGUCGGCACCGAGGCUCUCCAACAUCGCGGCCAGGAGUCCGCUGGGAUUGUAACCAGCGAUGGUUCCAACCACUUCCACAUCCAGAAAGGCAUGGGCCUCGUGCGGAAUAUUUUCAACAACGAGAAUGUGAGAAAACUGUCUGGUUUCAUGGGCAUAGGCCACACGCGCUAUUCAACCUCUGCGGCAUCCGAACAAGUAAACUGCCAGCCUUUCGUCGUGCAUUCCAUGCACGGCUCUCUUGCAGUGGCACAUAAUGGUGAGCUAGUAAAUUGUGCAUCAUUGAGGAAACAAGUACUUGAUAGAGGUGUGGGUCUAUCAACUCAUAGUGACAGUGAGUUGAUAACUCAAGCACUAUGUUUAAUUCCACCUGAUGGUGAAGUGAAUGGCCCUGACUGGCCAGCAAGAAUUAAACACCUGAUGCAAUUGGCUCCGUUGAGUUAUUCUGCAUUGAUUAUGCUCAAGGAUCGAAUUUUCGCCGUCAGAGAUUCAUUCGGUAAUCGCCCGCUGUGUCUCGGUGAAAUAAUGGCGGCUGACGGGGAAACAGUAGACGGUUGGGCGAUUUCUUCCGAAUCAUGCGCGUAUUUACAUCCGAUGCGGUAUCAGCGUGAAGUACUUCCCGGCGAAAUAUUAGAACUCACCAGACAGGGGAUUAAAUCCAUCGAUAUCAUUCCCGGCAUUAAAAACGCAUUCUGUAUUUUUGAGUAUGUAUACUUCGCUCGCCCUAACAGCAUCUUUGAAGGGCAGGAAGUUUAUCAAGUACGUUUACGUUGCGGUGAACAACUAGCUCAAGAACAUCCUGUUGAAGCUGAUGUAGUAGGCUCAGUUCCGGAAUCAGGCAACGCUGCAGCGCAUGGUUAUUCAAGACAAUCAAAAAUCCCAUUCGGGGAACUCUUAGCAAAAAACAACUACGUUGGACGUACAUUCAUUCAACCGAGUAAUCGCCUCAGACAACACAACGUGGCAUUGAAAUUCAGUCCGAUAUCCAGCAAUGUCCGCGGGAAGCGAGUUAUUCUCAUCGACGACUCAAUUGUUCGAGGAAACACAAUCGGGCAGAUUAUUCGACUUUUAAGAAAAGCUGGCGCGACUGAAGUGCAUAUUAGAGUCGCCAGUCCGCCAUUGCAUUACCCAUGCUACAUGGGUAUUAAUAUUCCUACUAAACAGGAAUUGAUUGCAAAUACUUUGGAUUCCAAGGAACUUGCCGAGCAAGUAGGCGCAGAUAGUUUGGAGUAUUUAAGCGUGCCGGGACUUGUUGCUGCUGUCAAGAAGGACAUCAAGCCAAUGAAUGGUCACAAAAUCGGACAUUGCACUGCUUGUCUUACCGGCGAUUAUCCCGGUGGACUUCCAGACGAUUUAGAGUGGUAAGGAUUUCGUUUACACGUUUCAAGUAUUAAUGAAUCUCAAACGUGGUUCAAAACAGUUCUAUAACAAGUAUUAUAGCAAGUAUUUUCAAUUUGUAUUAGAUUAUAAUCUCUAAACUUUAACAGCUACUGUUAAAUCAAUAUAAUCUGUUUCAUUUAGAUAAAAGUCUAUGAAUUCAA
This is a messenger RNA of Dalotia coriaria, 1793 nucleotides long. RefSeq names its product amidophosphoribosyltransferase-like. The transcript has 2 exons. Lineage: Eukaryota; Metazoa; Arthropoda; Insecta; Coleoptera; Staphylinidae. Gene Ontology annotation, biological process: purine nucleotide biosynthetic process; purine nucleobase biosynthetic process. Gene Ontology annotation, molecular function: amidophosphoribosyltransferase activity. The record is from RefSeq and is a predicted model, not a curated record. Bases 115 to 1617 code for a protein of 500 amino acids.